This is a messenger RNA of Anoplopoma fimbria (sablefish), 2295 nucleotides long. It is a transcript of the gene klhdc7a, whose product is annotated as kelch domain containing 7A. Gene Ontology annotation, molecular function: protein binding. The transcript has a single exon. The record is from RefSeq and is a predicted model, not a curated record. The coding region runs from base 1 to 2295 and encodes 764 amino acids. Lineage: Eukaryota; Metazoa; Chordata; Actinopteri; Perciformes; Anoplopomatidae.
AUGCCCAUUGCGGAGCUUUUGGGAGUCCAACUCGACAUGCAGCUGCUGUUGAAGCUGAGUCUGUCUGUGGCCGCGGUGCUGCUGGUAUCAUGGGCGUACAAGUACUACAGCGCCAGGGAAGCGCAGAAAGUUCAGCCCUGCGUCAAAGACAACAAAAAGCCAGAAAAUGCGACCUGCCAAAACUGCAAGACGACACUAGGAUGUCAGAGCUCACCAGAACAUGACACCGAUGAUGGGGGCAAGGGACCCGGACCCUCGGACACAGACUCAGCCACUGAUGACCUGACAUCUGACAACACCGAGGAAACCUCAGCGGAAGCUAAUCCAUACCAAGCUGAAGAGAACGAGGAUGCAUUUAGUAUGUCAUAUAGAACCCAGGAUACCAGCAUGAAAGGAGAGAAACUCACUUGUCAGGAGCAGGCGGAGGUUGCCACCAGUAAUAUUUCAUUUGGAUCUGCUUUGAACUUUCUUCAUCCAACUGAGAGUGGGAUGGCCAGUGCAACGGGGCGCCGCUCCCCUUGCUUUUUUCAGAAGCUGGAGGGCAGUGUGGGUGUGGGCAGGGAGUUAAGGCAGGACUUGGAGCGCCAGGGGGCCUACUCCAGCUUCCUCUCCAAGGCAGAGAUCAAAGUGGAGGAUGCUAACGUUGUGCUGGAGGGAACGGGAGACCAGAUUGUGCGAGGAAAGAUAUAUGAUUACUAUGUUGAGUCUUCCUCUCACUCUGUUACAGACUCAAACACUGUUCUGGGUCAGUAUGAGAGGAACUCUGAGUCAGAGUCUGUGGAGCUCGGAAGUCGUGGCAGCAGCCUCAAAGAAUCCCCAUCCUCUCUGAGCCCCAUCAUCAUGCGUGAUCUGGUUUUACCACAAAGCACCGUUGAGGAUCCCUCCUUACUGGGAAGCCUCAAACCGAGGCCCCCCGCAAGGCCUGUACUCCUACGCAAGGAGAGCUAUCUGUCUGCAGCAGAGGAGUCUGAGCUUUCCAUGGCCUCUCUACAUGCAAGAGUUUCAACUCCAAUGACUCACUCUGUGGCCCCAACCAGCAAUGAGUCCAUCUCUCCUCACCCUAUGAUCCGUCAUUCUACAGACAGCAAAGGCUUAAAUGUGAGAGAGGGGGCAGAUGUAGAGACUAUAGCAGCUUUUCUACACCCUCCAGCAGAAACUCUCGACGGCACAGAUUUGGAAAGCUUAAAGAGUAAACUCGAUCUGGGUAACUGUUUGGAGACGCUGUGUCUGGCCAAGAAACAUGGCCAGACCUCUGUGCAGCAAGCAGCUCUGGGAGUCAUGUCAGACAACUACCUCCAGGUGCUCAGGGACCCCAACCUUUAUGGGCGGCUAAUGGCUGGUGAGCGGGAGCAAAUCCAGAAGCAGAGGAUGAGAGGGAGAAGGUUUGUCAUGGCAGCCGACAUGGACCCCCAAGACUGGACGAGGAACACAGGAGGGCCGACAGCAGAGACACAGCAAAGGAGGACGUCCAGUGCGGUGUACUGUUAUGACGACUACAAAGACGCCUGGCACACACUCUGCCUGAUCCCUCAGGAGGUCAUCUCAAAAGCCUGUGCCAUGUGCACAAUGGAUAACUACUUGUUCGUGGCAGUGGGCUGCCAAGGCACAGAGAGAGAAAUGACACCCUCAAAGCGAGUGUUUUGCUACAAUCCUUUGACAUCAAUUUGGAAGGAGAUCUGUCCUAUGAAUGAAGCCAGGCCACGCUGCAAACUGGCAGCGCUGGAGGGCUACAUCUACGCCAUCGGAGGGGAGUGCCUCUCAUCAGUGGAGCGCUACGACCCGCGAUUGGACAGAUGGACUUUCGUGGCUCCGCUGCCCAAUGAUACAUUUGCUGUGGCGCAUCACGUCACAGUGUGCAGAGGAGAGCUUUUCGUCUCUGGGGGAACUCUCAGAUAUAUGCUGCUGCGCUACAGCCCCAAAACCAACAGCUGGAAGCCAAGUCUGUUGGUAGGCAGCAAAGACAGAACUGCAGAUAUGAUAGCUGUCGGGAGAUUUCUGUAUCGGUUUGAUGUUAACGCACUGCUGGGUGUCAGCGUGUACCGCUACCAUACGGUGGCUAGGAUGUGGUACGAGUGCAGCUCCAAAAGGCUUCAGCACUGCCCCGCCUUCCAGUGCGUCAUGCUGGACGGCACUAUCUAUUGUGUCAGCCGCCAGUUCACCAUGAGGUUCGUGGCUGAUGAGAUCUCCCCAGGUUUCAAAGAUGAGAAUAUGAGUGUCCUCUCUGCAGCGAAGGGCAUACUUUUCCCUUUUGUCCUUUCACUCCCUGAUAAGAAGCCUCGACAGACCAGUGUGUGA